Vicia villosa (hairy vetch) is the source of this 1422-nucleotide messenger RNA. RefSeq lists its product as uncharacterized. The transcript is spliced from 3 exons. NCBI's taxonomy places the organism in Eukaryota, Viridiplantae, Streptophyta, Magnoliopsida, Fabales, Fabaceae. The coding region runs from base 1 to 1383 and encodes 460 amino acids. The record is from RefSeq and is a predicted model, not a curated record.
AUGGCUGUUUUUAAAUUUCAAACUAAGGAACAAGCAGUGUCUUUGAAGCUUCUGGUAGACACAGAGACUAACAAAGUUGUAUUUGCUGAAGCUGAUAAAGAUUUUGUGGACAUUCUCUGUAGCUUCUUAACAUUUCCAUUAGGCACCAUUGCAAAAUUUGUUCAGAAAGACUCAAACAUUGGUCCAAUUACAAUUGGUUGUCUCAACUCUCUCAAUCAAAGUGUGCAAAAUCUUGGCUUGUUGACUAAUUAUAACUCAUCCGAAGAUUAUUGCAACACUCUCAAAAUUAACAUUGAUGAUAGUUUGCCCACAAAUUACUUCAUGUGUUCCAAGUUUGAUGAGUUUGAUCAUAAAUGUUGUUAUUUGAGCUUAGGUACCAAAAAGCAUUAUUGUGAAUAUGGCCAUCCUUUGUCCCGUUUAGUUUCCCUCUCAUCUCCACUGUUUGAGAUUUGCUUGGGAUUUGUGAAGCCUGCUACAAAAUUUGUUAUUAGCGAUGAUUUAAUUGUGUUUCCGCCCUCCAUGGAUCUCACAAUCUUUGAUCUUACCAAGAAGUUUGGAAUAAAAAGCACAAGCUCGGUUAAAGAAAUGACUGUCAAUGUCACAAAGGAAAAGGUAUUGGAUUUGUUAAAGUGCUCGUUUUUUUCCAAGACACCUCUAACCGAUGUGUUUUUAGGAAUGAAACCUCUUAUUGAGAAAUCAAGGAUUUUCUCCUGUGAUGUUAAAGAUAUUAUCAGUGGUGAUAUUCAUAUCACUGUGAAGCUAGUUAUAAGAAAAUCGGAUAAUAUUAUAUUGUAUGCUCAAGGGGGACAAGAUUUUGCAGAGUUGAUUAUUCGAUUUCUGACAUUUCCGUUGGGCGGGGUUUUAUGCAAGUUAGAAGGGAAUGAUUCAUUGGGUAGUAUUGAUGGAUUUUGCAAGAGCAUAUCCAAUUUGAAUGAAGACAGGUAUUUCAUAUUAGAAGCAAAGAAAAGGCUUCUGGAGCUAAGUGGUAUGCAUUAUUAUUGUCAUGUUCAUGAUGACACUUCUGGAGAAAAAUUCACUCUUUUCAAAAGUAAUGAAGUUGAUUUUGAUUGGCAAAAUGUAGUAAAAAUGAAAUUGGUUAAUACCAUUACCAUACCGCCUAUGAUACGCCCUGGAAUUUAUGUCAAGACACCAGAAAUGUACUACAUGGUUACGGAUGAUCUUGUCGUAGAGCCGUUGUUGUCUCCAAUUUCAUCUGUAUUUUUAUUUAACCGUUUCAAAACUUCUAUUUAUGAUUUGGAGGAAAAAGUUGUUACCCUUGGCAUCAAAGAGAGUCUCAGCAUAUUUAAGGAAGCUUUAAACUCAACAUGUGCACUCACAAAUGGUCUCCGACACCUACUAACCCGAGUUAAAAAGGAGAAAUGAGAAUGAUGAACAUUGUGUUGUUGUCUAUGAAACAUCAUC